This is a messenger RNA of Canariomyces notabilis, 900 nucleotides long. Its product is annotated as putative mitochondrial 2-oxodicarboxylate carrier protein. Gene Ontology annotation, biological process: transmembrane transport. Lineage: Eukaryota; Fungi; Ascomycota; Sordariomycetes; Sordariales; Chaetomiaceae. The transcript is spliced from 6 exons. The record is from RefSeq and is a predicted model, not a curated record. Bases 1 to 900 code for a protein of 299 amino acids.
AUGGCGUCAGAAAAAGCACCUCUGCCAUUCGGCUAUACCUUCAUGGCCGGCGCCAUUGCUGGCAUCUUGGUCAUGUACCCCCUGGACGUCGUCAAGACAAGAGUACAACUCCAGACUGGCAAGGGCGCCGGGACUGAUGCCUAUACUGGCAUGCUAGACUGCUUCCAGAAGAUUAUCCGCAAUGAAGGCUUUUCGAGACUCUACCGUGGCAUCACGGCCCCAAUCCUUAUGGAAGCGCCCAAGCGUGCGACCAAGUUUGCUGCCAACGACAAGUGGGGCAAGUUCUAUCGGGAACUGUUCGGUCAACAGAAAAUGACGCAGUCGCUAUCAGUCCUGACAGGAGCCUCGGCCGGCGCAACUGAGGCUUUUGUCGUGGUGCCGUUCGAGCUUGUCAAGAUUCGCCUGCAGGACAAGGCAUCGGCCGGCAAAUACAACGGCAUGGUGGAUGUCGUCCUCAAAACUGUGCGCAACGAGGGUAUUCUGGCUAUGUAUACCGGUCUGGAAUCAACAUUAUGGCGUCACGUUCUCUGGAACGCCGGCUAUUUCGGCUGCAUCUUCCAGGUCCGCCAGUUGCUGCCCAAGGCCGAGACCAAGAAGGGCCAGACAGCCAACGAUAUCCUUGCCGGCACUGUCGGCGGCACCGUCGGUACCAUCCUCAACACGCCUAUGGAUGUCGUCAAGUCUCGCAUUCAGAACACCGUCAAGGUUGCGGGUCAAACACCCAAGUACAACUGGGCGUGGCCCGCUGUGGCCACAGUUGCCAAAGAAGAAGGAUUUGGUGCUCUCUACAAGGGCUUCCUGCCCAAAGUGUUGAGACUGGGACCUGGCGGCGGCAUUCUGCUUGUUGUCUACACCGGCGUGAUGGACUUCUUCCGCAAGAUGAGGGACGGCGACGCUUAG